Molecule: messenger RNA, 1138 nt
Organism: Vanessa atalanta (red admiral)
Lineage: Eukaryota; Metazoa; Arthropoda; Insecta; Lepidoptera; Nymphalidae
Gene: Timp
Product: tissue inhibitor of metalloproteinase
Exons: 7
Coding region: 242-844 (200 amino acids)
Biological process (GO): negative regulation of membrane protein ectodomain proteolysis; negative regulation of endopeptidase activity
Cellular component (GO): extracellular matrix
Molecular function (GO): protease binding; metalloendopeptidase inhibitor activity
Source: RefSeq, a predicted model, not a curated record
AACGUUCAAACCGUUCAGUCACUGAUUGCCCGCAACGGAGAGCGCGUGUCGUUGUCGAAGCGAAGCCGGUAUUGCGCGGGAGCACACACGAUAAACAUUUUAUUACCUAGUUUACAAUAGUUCAAUCUAAACUGGACCUUUAAUAGUGAGUUAUAGUGUGUAUCCCAGAGAUUUGGAUAAUCAGAGAUCAAAACUGAAAGUGAAACUGAAAUAUCGACGUGCGCAGAUAAGCAAAGAGAACAUGCUGACUAGACUGCUGACAUUAGCACUGGUGGCGGCGAGCUGGCACGCCACCGACGCCUGCACCUGCUCACUUGAACACCCACAGUCACACUUUUGCAACAGUGAUUUUGUGAUCGUGGGUCGAGUACAAAAAUUAUUCAAAGGAAGCGACUUUUAUGACGCAUACAAAGUUAAAAUCAGAAAUGUAUUUAAACAAACCCCGAAGGCAGCAUUAGCCUUAAAAGCUGGGCGAAUAUUAACGCCUUCACAUGAUUCCCUGUGCGGAGUCACACUUCAGCCGCGAGAGACAUAUGUUAUAACAGGUCGCAUUGUGCAUCUGCAGGCUCACAUACAUCUCUGCGGAUACAUUAACAAGUGGCGCGAAGUUACUCCGCGACAACGAAAAGGAUUCAGACUGCUCUACAAACAAGGCUGCAUGUGCAAGGUACACGUAAACCGACGCAGUACGAAAUCACCAAACACUUGUGUGGCGGGCUACGACGAAUGCUACGAGCGACAUGGUAUCUGCCUUCAUGACCGCGAAAGACGCUGCCGUUGGACUAGGGCCCCGGCUCUCACAAGAUGCCUGCAGAAACAACACUUCAACAGCACCAUGACUUGAUUCAUCGAACGACUCGAUCAAACGUAAACAUUUAAUUGUAACAAACAUUUGUAUAUUUGACUCGACUCCAUAGAAAUUCCGGUUACCUUAUACUGUUACUAAUAAUUUGUAGAAACGCGAUGAGUUACUAAGCCAAAAUCUUCAUCCUAACAAGCCUCGUAGGUUCAGCCUUGUAAUUGUGGUAUUACGCGCAGUAACUAAACAUUUGUGUUGAAUUAAAAUAUAUAAAUUACUCCCAAGAUAGAGUAAAGGAUUAACGUUCUGGCUAGUCACGGAGGUGUCUAACAAUAGAAC